AAUCUUUGCAGUCCAUGUUUUUAAUGUUAUUAUUCUACGCGCUUCUACCAUUUCCUCUAGUAGUUAUCCCACUACUCGCUCUGUGAUAAACCCCGUCCUCUCGCACCUUAACCCGUGCCCUGUAGUUGUAGACUUCAGAAAAGAAGUUGACCUAAUCUCCAGGCGUAUUCUAUUCGGUCACCCCCUCGGCCUCCAUUUCCGGGAAAAAACUCCCCUCCUGUCCGAUCCAGCCAUACCGUCAACUUUGACUGUGAAUUUUUGAUGCAUCCUUUCAGUUUAAUCAUAGCCUCCCUUCAGCCGGGCGGCCGGAAUUACAGCCAGUCAUUGCGGAGUGUCGAGGAGGACCGGGAGUCGGACACAAGCACGUCCAGGCCAGAGACAGGGAGAGCCCACCCACCCGCCCACUGCAGAGCCCGACUGUCCGCUGAACGGCCCCACCCUCCAUCUCAGCUGGAGGAGACUCUGCACCCCCCCCCACAAGCCACGGUUGCUAUGGCGACAGAACUGCAGGGGAUACAGGUCACUGAGGCAAAGCCUCUUCUGCCAGGCCGAGAUCCAGCCCAGGAAGCCACCAUCGCUGCUGCUAUCCUCCUGGAUCAAGGGCAGGAGUAUGAUGUGGAGACUCCCUUUGGGUCUGUGCACGUGACCAUCCACGGCUCCCCCCGGGGAAACCGCCCCGCUAUCCUCACCUACCACGACGUUGGACUGAACCAUAAGACCUGUUUCAACAGCCUCUUCAAAUUUGAGGACAUGCUGGAGAUCACCAAGAACUUUGUUGUAUGUCACAUCGAUGCUCCCGGGCAACAGGAAGGAGCCGCCCUUUUCCCCACUGGGUACCAGUACCCUUCGAUGGAACAGCUCUGUGAGAUGUUAACCUGUGUACUACAGUACUUCAACUUCCGGAGUAUUAUCGGAGUGGGAGUGGGAGCUGGUGCCUACAUCCUGGCCAUGUUCGCGAAGUUCAACCCCGAUCUCGUGGAGGGGCUGGUCCUCCUGAACAUUGACCACAACGCCAAGGGAUGGAUAGACUGGGCAGCAUCGAAGAUCUCGGGUCUGACCAGCUCCCUGAGUGACAUGAUCCUUGCCCACCUCUUCAGUCAGGAGGAAAUGUCAAACAACUGUGAGCUGGUGACCACCUACAGGGCCCUCCUCACCGACAACCGUUUCCUGGGCAACGCUGAACUCUUCUGGAAUGCCUACAACAGCCGCCGGGACCUGGACAUCGAACGAGAGGGUGGUGGGUCUCUGAAGUGCCCGGUGAUGCUGGUGGUAGGAGACCAGGCCCCUCACGAGGAUGCUGUGGUGGAGUGCAACUCAAAACUGGAUCCCACCCAGACGUCCUUCCUCAAGAUGGCAGAUGGUGGCGGGCAGCCCCAGAUCACUCAGCCAGGAAAGCUGGCAGAAGCCUUCAAGUACUUUGUGCAGGGAAUGGGCUACAUCCCACACGUGGUCCACCGUCGCCUCAGUGUGGGAGCAGUGCCCUCCGUAGGGAUGACGCGCCUCUCUCGCUCUCGCACGACUUCCCUGUCGGGCGCCUCUGUGGACGGAUCCCACAGCCGCUCUCGCACCCUCUCGCAGGGCAGUGAUGGGGGGCAGCUGGCCUCCAGCCCCUCCCAGACCAUGGAAGUCUCCUGCUGAAGGCCGGCGAGGGUGAUUGGAGGGGCCGGAGGAGGGGAGAGAGGGAAAUGAGUCUGGGGAAGGGGCGAGGCUCUCUGCGGAGACACUGGCAGGUGUCUGUCAUCGAAUCGCCAGGGAUUUGUGCAAACCGUAAAUCAUUACAUAGACUAAUUUUUGUUUUGGGGGUGGGGUACAGAAUGCAAGCGGAUUAACACAUAACCGUGCAGGCUGCGUUUAUUUUAUUUUCCUGUGGUGGGACGGGUGGGUUUCCUUCUCUGUGUGAAUGUGAGGGUUAUCUCCAUGACGCUCCAACCUCUUGCCCUCUGCUGACAAUUCCCACUCUGUACGUCUCCACCAGUCCUCUCCCCACCUCCAUCCACCCUGCAGACAUCCUCCCUUGCUUCCUCCCUUACACUCUCCCUCUCCACCACAGGGCGAGGAGCUCGGUAGAAGUGUUUAGUAAUUCCAUGUCACCAGGGGGGAGGGGGCAAUAGGGGCAAGGGGGCCCACUGUGUACGGAGGGGGUCCCACAGGAAGUGGUAUCAGAGGCGAGGCCAUUUUGAUGAGGGCAUGGGUGGCCAUUUUGGUAAGGGCAAGUAGCCAUAAUAUUGAGGAUGUAGGCAGCUAUUUUGAUGAUGGCGUGAACAGCUACUGUGAUGGGGGCAGAGCGGAUUAGGGACCAGGUAGCCCUUUUGUAAUAGAUAGCCAGUAUGUCUAUUGGCAACUUGGGGAAUUUGAUGGGAGCGGUGGAGAUGGGUGGCCUGGUCAGUCAGUAUGAAGGGAUAGGAAGACAUUGCCAAUUCAUCAUGCCAGUUCCUAGCGAUAUCAGCAUUCGCUGUCUACACGUGAUGACAUGGCCAAUCCAAUGGACAUGCGGACAUUUCAAUUAAAAGAGGGGACAACUGUUUUAUUCACAGUGUCCAACGAUGUCAGCAUUUUGUGAAAGCACAGUGACGUGCCAACUCGAGGCCCGUGGGCAGUCAAUGUGAUCGGGACCUUAUCAGCUACUUGGAUGAGGGCACGGACAAACAUUCUGCCCCAGUGCCCGGUUUGUCAAAGCACAACGGGGUCACUUCGGGGGAGCGGGCUGUGUGUCUCGAGGGGGAACGCAGGCACCGAUGUUGUCCAUGUCCUACGAAGCUGCCAGUUCAUCAAGAAGGUGAUGUGGCUAGUUGGUCAGGGUGUGUGAUUGGAACAUCCAUCUGGCUGCCUCAGCGCUGUACAACGUUACCAUAUUACUAACGUGCAGAUGUCUUCGUGUUGAUGAAAUGUAGGAGGCUGCUUGUUUUACUACUACCCAAUCCUCACACCAUCGCAUGGGGUGGGGAAGGUGAAAGCCGGCUGCCCUGUUUCCUGCCAGCUCUUAGUGUUGUGCCCGUUUUCAUCGGGUGGAGGUAGGCAUGGUCUUCGAAUACUGGUUGGCCAUUCUGUCGGGCAAUUCGAGGAGUGGCCGCCCACACAGCCUGGCACAGCCUAUCCGGAGAGGAUGCAGCAGGCUGGAACCCAGGGGACCUUUCCGCUGCGUCGCAAUCUGAUGUGUAAACAGGUUCGAGGAGAGGCCGACUCUACAACCCAGCCCCGGUGCCUUCAGGAUGAGCCAGGGAGGAACGGCAAGAACAGUUGUUGGUUAGGUGGGGCAUUGUCUGGGUGGAGACAGGAUGGGGGCUUUGGGAACGAUCCAGGGUAAAGGGCGUUGUAGGGUUGCAGAGAUGUGGAUUAAAGUGGGAUUAGUAUAAAUGUAUGAGUUGAGUGUGAGAAUGUGUGAGUGUGUGUAAAUAAAAAGUGGCAGGGCGGUUGGGAAAGGAAAGAUAAGAGGACAGUGCCCAUGAUGUGAAAACAUCGCAGCCGAUGCUCACCAACUGGCCUCCUUCAACCUUGCCCUCCCCUCGCCCAGGCACUUCCCUCUUCCAUUGCACUUUGAGCCCCACCCAGCCGCUCGAACUCCCUCCAUCACCGCCCAGUAUGUGGGUAAGGGGCAGGAGCGCGGGAGGGGGUAGACAGAUCCACGGCAGAGCUCUGAUCGUGGUGACGCUGCUCUGGGGGUGGGGCAGAGGGAGGACAUGCAGGAGCUUGGGGGUGGAACGGACAGAGAGGACGAGUUCCCCCGCUGCGAUCACACACAGACACACAAACACAGACGCAGUAGCACUCACCGUGUGCAUUAUAGAUAAACAAAUGCAGGCUCACUCAGAUGGAGACAUAGGCGAUAUCAGUUUAUACUUAUUCCUGCUCUCCAUAUUAAGCACUAACAGAUGUGACACCGGGCGUACACUGUAGAGAUAGGGAAGUGCAUAUUAGGGAAGACUUUGAUUUAAAACAUCUCGAUCGGUGCGCUGGGGAGGAGGGGGCGGCUUUCAUUUCUCUUCGUUUCUCUGUGAUGUAGUUGGCGUCGUGUUUUCCUUUCCAUUUUACCACUAAGUCUUGGCAUCGGUGCGCGCACAGAGGGUCUGUGUGUCAGCGCUCGGCCUCAGCUAACUGAUCAUCAGCCGUUCGCCAAGUUCUGUCUAAUGCGAUCAAUAAACCGUGGCAAGAACAAAAA
Molecule: messenger RNA, 4156 nt
Organism: Hypanus sabinus (Atlantic stingray)
Lineage: Eukaryota; Metazoa; Chordata; Chondrichthyes; Myliobatiformes; Dasyatidae
Gene: ndrg2
Product: NDRG family member 2
Exons: 18
Coding region: 262-1638 (458 amino acids)
Biological process (GO): signal transduction
Cellular component (GO): cytoplasm
Source: RefSeq, a predicted model, not a curated record